Messenger RNA from Hyposmocoma kahamanoa, 1911 nucleotides. RefSeq names its product glucose dehydrogenase [FAD, quinone]-like. Lineage: Eukaryota; Metazoa; Arthropoda; Insecta; Lepidoptera; Cosmopterigidae. The transcript is spliced from 3 exons. Gene Ontology annotation, molecular function: ecdysone oxidase activity; flavin adenine dinucleotide binding. The coding region runs from base 1 to 1848 and encodes 615 amino acids. The record is from RefSeq and is a predicted model, not a curated record.
AUGGACGGGGUAUGUCUAUCACCCACAACCGGUACGGCUUCUCAAAUUUUUGCAAAUACUCUACAAUUUUUCGCUAGUGCACAAUGUCUCAUUACAGAAAACUGGCCUCCAGACGCAGAGAUCCCAAACUAUGCAAUGUUUGAUUUUAUAAUAGUGGGGGCAGGUUCGGCCGGAUGUGUACUAGCUAAUCGUCUCAGUGAAAUAGAAAACUGGAAGAUACUUCUCAUAGAAGCAGGAGAUGAUCCACCAGUUGAAAGUAUUAUACCUGCAUUGGUCGUCGGUAUGUUGGAUACAAAAUAUGACUGGCAAUAUUAUACUGUCAAGAAUAAUCGAACAAGCAAAGCAAGUGUUAAUGAAACUACUUACUGGCCAAGAGGGAAAAUGCUCGGAGGCAGUAGCGGAAUGAAUGGUAUGUUGUACGUCCAUGGAAAUGACUAUGAUUACAAAUUAUGGUACGAUCAAGGAAAUAAAGAAUGGCACCCAAAUAUUGUACGUCGAUAUUUUAAGAAAGCCGAGAAACUACAAGCUCAGGACUUAUUAAGAGAUACAAGAAUUGCAGAAAACUAUGGACGGCAUGGACCAUUAAAUAUAGAUAUCUUCAACAGUACAAUUAGGACUAUCACUGAAAAUAUCGUUGGUUCUUGGGAUGAAAUUGGUAUUAGAAAAGUUCCAGAUUUAAAUACGGCAAAUGUUUUAGGCUCAGGCAUAAUGACAGUAACCGUUUCAAAUGGUCAGCGUGUUAGUGCUGCUUCAGCAUAUCUCAAUACUGCACGCAAUAGACCUAACCUUCACGUAUUAAAGAAUAGUUUUGUUACUAAAAUCUUGCUAUCGAAUGGUAAGACAAAAAAGGCGUAUGGUGUAGAAGUAGACCGAAAUGGGAAUACAAUGACAUUUUUGGCUAACAUUGAAGUAAUUGUUAGUGCUGGGACAAUAAAUACACCCCAGUUAUUAAUGCUGUCCGGAAUGGGGCCGGAGGAACAUUUAAAUUCAAAAGACAUUCGGUGUAAAGUAAAUUUACCUAGUGUUGGAAAACAUUUGCAAGAUCACCUUUUAGUACCUGUUACAAUUUAUGGAGACCAACCAGGUGAAACUGAUACAAUAAAACAAUAUUUCGAAACUAUACAAUACCUUUACGAAAGAAAGGGUUAUUUGGGCGAAAGUAUUUUAACAGAUGCGUUAGCGUUUUAUUCCUUGGAAAAUAAUGCCAGCUAUCCAUUGUUUCAAAGUCACGUUUUUAUAUUUUCAAAGAACUCAUCAAAUGUGCCAAUAUUUUUAAAUGCAGUUGCAAGAUACAAACGUGUUGUGACAGAGUCCGUGCUUGAAAAUGCUCAAAAUCAUUCUUUGUAUUACUUUCUGUUCAGUAUCUUGCAUCCAAAGUCAAGAGGAGAUAUUUUUUUAAAAUCAUCUGACCCAAAAGAACACCCAUUAAUUAAUGCAAAUUAUUUUAAUGACCCAUUGGACUUGGAAGCGGCAGUUCGCGGAAUAAAGAAGAUAACUAAAUUAGUAAACACUGAAUACUUUAAAUCUAUUGGUGGAUAUCUGGGAAGAAUGCGAUGGCCUGAAUGCGACAACUAUGAACUGGACAGCUUAGAUUAUUGGAAAUGCAUUUGUGUAGACAUGGUAACUACCACUUACCAUCCUGUUGGCACUGCCAGAAUGGGACCAAAUCCUAACACGUCUGUAGUUGACAGCCGACUUAGGGUACAUGGCGUAGAAAAUUUAAGAGUAAUAGACGCCAGUGUAAUGCCAAACAUAACUAGCGGUAAUACUAACGGUCCGGUCAUUAUGAUUGCUGAAAGAGGAAGCGAUAUAAUUAAAGAAGACUAUAGCAUUACAUGUAACAUAUAACAACAUCAGUUUUUACUAUUUUUGGUAAAUCUACUCCAACUUUUCAAUCACAUUUUGGUUGCU